Molecule: messenger RNA, 4896 nt
Organism: Punica granatum (pomegranate)
Lineage: Eukaryota; Viridiplantae; Streptophyta; Magnoliopsida; Myrtales; Lythraceae
Source: RefSeq, a predicted model, not a curated record
GAAUGCAAAUGUGCCCGCGGCCAUAGCUGAGGUUGCUCUGCGUGUCGUGUCGGGCAUGUAGUGACGCCCACGUCAGAGGACGUGCCCCCCCGGUAGGUUUUGUUUCGGCUGCAGGCUUUUGUUGCUUCGUCUUUUUUUAUUCGUUUCUGCUCAUCCUCACAAUCAUCAGCUCAACAACGAUCCCGAAAGCGAAACGAAUCCUCUCAAAAACUGAAAAAGUAUGAAGCAGACAGAAGAACCAUUCCAAUCCAUCAAAUUUCAAUCUCUCUCUCUCUCUCUCUCUCUCUCUCUCACUACCUGACAACAAUUAAACAGACAACGAGACAACAAUCGCCAUAAUCUCUGUUUCCCCUUUCUCCCGCCCUCCUUCCCUGUCCCGCGGUUCUUUCGAUCGAAAGCGUAGUGUCACAAUCCGUUAAUCGAACCUUUUCUUCGUCCCCGCCGGCGAGGUCUCUUCUGUUCUCCCAUUGAUUUUUCAUGCAGAGCUUGCUGCUGAUCAGCUCCCCGAGUGCGCGCUCUUUUGCUCCGUAAGGAUACAUCUGUGAUUGAAGGUCCUGCUCCGUCGUCACUGAGAUGGCGCUGUUCCGGAAGCUCUUCUACCGGAAACCGCCCGAUGGACUGCUUGAGAUCUGCGAGAAGGUCUACGUCUUCGAUUGCUGCUUUGCCACUGAUUCUUCGGACAAAGGGGACUACAAAGAUUACAUAAGAAGAAUAGUCGGUCAGUUUCGUGAGCAAUUCACCGAUGCUUCAAUUCUGGUGUUCAAUUUCCGGGGAGAUAAGCAAAGUGAACUGUCCAGCAUAUUAUCUGAGCUCGACAUGACCAUCAUGGACUACCCCCGGCAGUACGAGGGGUGCCCAUUACUCACAAUGGAGGUGGUUCACCAUUUCUUGAGAUCGUGCGAGAGCUGGCUUUCACUUGGGCAAAAUAAUUUGUUGCUGAUGCACUGUGAACGGGGUGGCUGGCCAGUUCUGGCUUUCAUGCUGGCCGCUCUUCUUCUUUAUAUGAAGCUGUAUAACGGGGAGCAGAGGACACUGGACAUGGUUUAUAAGCAGGCUCCUCGCGAGCUUUUGCAGUUUUUGUCUCCACUGAAUCCCAUCCCUUCUCAACUGAGAUAUCUACAGUACGUGUCAAGGAGGAACGUGGGCACAGAAUGGCCCCCCUUGGAUAGAGCACUUACUUUGGACUGCAUUAUUAUCAGAUUCAUUCCGAACUUUGAUAAGGAGGGAGGAUGCCGUCCGAUGUUUAGGAUAUACGGCCAGGAUCCAUUUCUUGUUGAUGACCGAACACCCAAGCGAUUGUUCUCAACUUCAAAAAGAAGUAAAAGCACACGAGCUUACAAGCAGGCAGAAUGUGAGCUAGUGAAAAUCGACAUCAAUUGUCAUAUUCAAGGUGAUGUUGUGGUUGAAGCCAUAAGUUUAUGUGAAGACAUGGUGCAAGAAGAGAUGAUGUUCCGAGUUAUGUUCAAUACGGCUUUCAUUAGGUCAAACAUUUUGAUGCUUAACCGGGAUGAAAUUGAUAUGAUGUGGGAUGCUAAAGAUCUGUUUCCAAAGGACUUCAGAGUAGAGCUUCUGUUUUCUGAGAUGGAUGCCGCUGCUUCAAUUGUGCCAACUGAUUUUUCGUGCUUUGAGGAUAAAGAAGGGCUUCCUGUAGAAGCUUUUGCAAAGGUUCAAGAAAUGUUCAAUCACGUGGACUGGUUAGAUCCAGUAACUGAUGCUGCAUUACACAUGCUUCAGAAGAUAAAUGCUUCAAACAUUGUCCCAGAAAAUAUACACAUGAGGUGUCGGCAUGGUCUGGAAGGUUGCUGCUCACCAAAAGGAAGCCCCAGAUAUGAGAAGAACAAGCCCAGAUCUAGAAGGCACAGCUCUUCUUCCUUUGAUGAGGAGGAUCUAUUAUCCCUUGCACAAAGAUCAUCACCACAUAGAGCCAUGGGUGGUCGUACUUCUGAGUCAACGCCAACAUUUACUAAUUCUAAGCAAGAUCCACUGGCAUUGGAGUUAGAAGAUCAGACUUCAUCACCAACUUCAACAGAGAAAAGUAUUUUGCAUGAUCAUGGCUCAUCCAAGAGUAAUCAAUCCACGCAUCCACCAAUUACCCCCCCUUCAGCAGUCCAUGAGCCAGGUCGAACCCUUUCAGCGAAGGCUGUAGCACCCAUAACUGCUAUAACUGCGCCAUCAACACCUCCACCUCCUCCUCCGCCACGGGCCAAUAUUGUUGAUUUCACUGCUAAAACUCCUUCAACAUCUCCCUUGCCACUUCCACCACUGCCAAGUGCCACUCCUGCUCCUUCAGUUCAAGAGGAGGUCAACCGUCAUUCCCAGUAUAGCAGCGUGAAUCCCUCAGCUGGUGAGCUACUGUUGUCAUGUCCUCCUCCUCCUCCUUCACCAGUAUCACCUACCCAUAUAGUUUCCUCUUCUACUCUAAAAGGACCUCCAACUCCAGCACAAGCAACACCACCUCAGCCACCUACUCCACCUCCACCACCAACACCACCUUUGCAGGAAAAACCUCCCAUUAAAACAAGCCCUCCUCCACCACCACCAUAUCCUCCUCUUCAUUCUGGGCAACCUGCAGGGCCACUUUCCCCUCCUGUCCCACCACAGGCACCUCCUGUUCCAAAAUUUUCUUGCGAAGCGAUUUCUUCAGCAUCUCCUCCUCCUCCUACUACUACUACUACAAAGAACUCCUCCAGUGUUCCUUCUGCACCACCUCCUCCUCCUCCUCCUACAAAGAGCUCCUCCAGUGUUCCUUCUGCACCUCCUCCUCCUCCUCCUCCUCCUCCUCCUCCUCCUACAAAGAGCUCCUCCAGUGUUCCUUCUGCACCUCCUCCUCCUCCUCCCCCUACAAAGAACUCCAACAGUGUUCCUUCUGCACCUCCUCCUCCUCCCCCUACAAAGAACUCCAACAGUGUUCCUUCUGCACCCCCGCCUCCAACUCACAACUCCCCUGGUCUUCCUUCAGCACCCCCACCUCCAGCUCUACCAGGCAAAGGUGGUCCAAAGACAGGUUCUCCUUCUCCACCUCCGCCAUUUAUCUCUCCAGGAAGUGCAAAGGGACGGGGCUUGUCACGUACUAUAAGUUCGAGAAGUGGCAGUGCCAAAAAGCUAAAGCCAUUACAUUGGUUGAAAUUAUCAAGAGCAGUACAGGGAAGCAUAUGGGCCGAGGCUCAAAAAACCGGUGAAGCUACGAAGGCUCCCGAGAUUGACAUGUCAGAGCUCGAAACUCUUUUCUCAGCCUCAGCUCCAGCUUCAGAUUCCAGUAGAAAGCCCGGUCAGCGUGGUUCAAAUGCACGCAAGCCAGAUAAAGUGCAACUGAUUGAUCACAGACGGGCAUACAAUUGUGAGAUUAUGCUCUCCAAGGUGAAAGUGCCACUGAACGAACUGAUGAGUUCAGUGCUUGCUUUGGAAGACUCUGCAUUGGAUAUUGAUCAGGUUGAGAACCUUAUUAAAUUUUGUCCAACAAAAGAAGAGAUGGAACUACUUAAGGGCUAUAACGGAGACAGAGAUAAGCUAGGAAGAUGUGAACAGUUCUUCUUAGAACUAAUGCAAGUCCCUCGAGUGGAAUCCAAGCUCAGAGUCUUUUCAUUUAAAAUGCAGUUCAGUAGCCAGGUUUCUGAUCUCAGGAAUAGCCUAAAUUUUGUCAACUCUGCUGCAGAAGAGAUUAGGGAUUCUAUCAAAUUUAAAAGGAUUAUGCAGACGAUACUUUCACUCGGAAAUGCAUUGAACCAGGGAACAGCAAGGGGCUCCGCUAUUGGAUUUAGAUUGGAUAGCCUACUUAAGCUCACUGAGACGCGAGCAAGAAAUAACAAGAUGACUCUCAUGCACUAUCUCUGUAAGGUUCUAGCUGAUAAACUACCAGAAGUCCUAGAUUUCUCGAAGGAUUUGGCCAAUUUGGAACCUGCAUCAAAGAUACAACUGAAAUUUUUGGCAGAGGAAAUGCAAGCCAUAAGCAAAGGACUGGAGAAGGUUGUGCAGGAACUGGCUCUUGCUGAAAAUGAUGGUCCUAUAUCAGAGAACUUUUGCAAGCUCUUGAAGGAGUUUCUUCAUCUUGCUGAAGCUGAGGUCAGGUCUUUAGCCUCACUUUACUCGGGAGUGGGGAGGAAUGUUGAUGGAUUGAUUCUUUACUUCGGAGAGGACCCAGCCCGCUGCCCUUUUGAACAAGUUGUCUCAACGCUCGUGAACUUCCAAAGGAUGUUCAAUAAAGCCCUCGAGGAAAAUUGCAAGCAGAUAGAACUCGAGAUGAAGAAAGCAACAGAAACCGACAAGUCGAAGAUGGGUGCUUCACAUAAGGAGGCUGAUCAUCUGGUACAGACACCAAUACAGAGCUAGGGAGUUGCCUCAGUGAAGAACGAUUCAGGAGCAGAGUGUACAUAAUUAGGUAGAGUUGUAGAGGGAGUUCACUGCUAACUGGUAGUUCUAGUUUUAUUGGAUCAUUUUGAUAUUGUUUUCUUCUCGUAGAGGACUAAAAAGGUUUGGCUGCACCUGCAACUCAGCUAGGUAUUAGCCAUCAGCAAUAAAGCAACCUCUGGGAAUGUCAAGAGGCAUUUGAUGUAAGUAGCUCCCGAUAAAUUAGUUUUGAAAUGGCAUGUUUUGAUCUUCGAUCUUCUCCGUCUGGUCUAAUAGGUCUUAUUUUACUUAAUCUGUACAUUGUGAUACAAUUUUUUUGCUAGCAGGAUCUUAUAGACUAUUGUAGCUAAGCAUUUUGGAGGAAUGCUGAAAUAUAAGUGGUUUGGUGAACUGUAUCAUCGCCCUUGACUGACAGAGAUAUCACAGUAAGUAAGAACAGGAGCUCGAAAAAGGCUGUUUUUAAUGCCAUUUGUAGUGGGGAUUGGUCGAUCUUGAUUCUUGACUUGGGAGAAUAUUAAAUAAAUUGACUUAAUUGUAUAUAUUUGAUAACUA